Cornus florida is the source of this 842-nucleotide messenger RNA. RefSeq lists its product as uncharacterized. Gene Ontology annotation, molecular function: RNA binding. Bases 115 to 495 code for a protein of 126 amino acids. Lineage: Eukaryota; Viridiplantae; Streptophyta; Magnoliopsida; Cornales; Cornaceae. The transcript has 5 exons. The record is from RefSeq and is a predicted model, not a curated record. Gene Ontology annotation, cellular component: nucleus.
GCCAAGGGCUUUUGAGCGAAUAUAUCCCCUUGUCCGGAACUUCUAGAGAGAGAAAGAGAUUGUAGAGAGAGAAAAUUAGGGUUUCAGAUUGGUUCAUACAUACCAUAAUUCAGAAUGGAGGCGAUAACUGCGGGAGUGACCAACAUGAACAUCACAGAUUCUCACAAGAGGAAUCGCAUCCAGGUCUCCAACACCAAAAAACCCCUCUUCUUCUAUGUCAACCUCGCCAAGAGGUAUCUACAACAAUACAAUGAGGUGGAACUCUCUGCACUGGGAAUGGCCAUUGCUACAGUAGUCACAGUUGCCGAAAUUCUGAAGAAUAAUGGAUUUGCUGUUGAAAAAAAGAUUAGGACACUUACCAUUGACAUGAGGGAUGAACCAGAAAGGCGACCUGUCUCAAAAGCAAAGAUUGAAAUACUGCUGGGAAAGACGGAGAACUUUGACGAGUUGAUGGCUGCUGAGGCAGAGGCAAGGGAACUUGGUGUUGAAGAGUAGCAGAGCUGAAACAUAUGUUUCUUGAAAUUUGGUUUGUUAGUGGACUUUCAUCUGUCAAGUUCCUUUAGUUCUUUAUAGUGGACAUCACCUCAUCCUUUCCCCCAAACAUGAAAAAGGAAAAAAGAAAAAGGAAAAAAAGGAGAGGAUAUGAUUAAGGGUAAUUUCUAGGUUUGCAUUAAGUAGAUGUUAUCUGAGGAUUUGAUAUUUUUUGUGUGUAAAGAGAAAAAUGGCAUUGUUACUCAAAUUUUAUUGUUUUGUUUAUGUCAGCUCCAUAUCACAUGAUUAAAUAUUGAGAUAAUGUGGCAUAUAAUUAUAUAGUCGAAGAUGCUACUAUGAGGGUUUCCUAA